This is a messenger RNA of Pollicipes pollicipes, 860 nucleotides long. Its product is annotated as U-scoloptoxin(16)-Er9a. The record is from RefSeq and is a predicted model, not a curated record. The coding region runs from base 57 to 377 and encodes 106 amino acids. The transcript is spliced from 3 exons. NCBI's taxonomy places the organism in Eukaryota, Metazoa, Arthropoda, Thecostraca, Pollicipedomorpha, Pollicipedidae.
ACAUCCCUGCCCCGACCGCAUCGUUGUAUCUGGAACGGUCCGGCCGAGCACUCACCAUGGGAGUUUCACCGCUGCUCAUCUUCACCCUGCUGUCCGGUGCCUCGCUCGGCUUGGGCUACGUCACCAUGGAGCGGGUGGCGGUCAGGCCAGGUCAUGAGAACGAGUGCUGGGUUUCCACAAAGAACCAGUUCUUUGCAAGCGGUUCGUCAUGGCCUGAAGACGAUGUCUGCGAGAAAGGCUUCUGCCAAGGAGCCACUCUUAUCAGACGCCAUGGGUGCGGCAGCGUCGGCGCCGGGCCAUCUUGUAAGCUGGUGACCCCGGACAAGAGCCUGAACCUGACGUACCCGGACUGCUGCCCGUACCCUAAAUGCUCGUGAAGCCGUGCACUGCCUGCCCACACAUGACGGGCCUGGCCGAUUCCGACGAAGCCUCCCGGAUGUUGUUGCGGUGUUGGGAUCUGAACGAGUGCACUGGGAUUUCCUGUGAUUUAGACAGCAUGUCGGCGCCCCAGAACUGACCGCAGUGACGUUAAUGGUGGGGUGCUGCUGACCUUAUGAACCCUUCGGUAUAUCGUGGUGUUUACUUCAUCUCAUCUUAUUAAUAGCGCUGUCGUACUGUGACGUUCAAAGCCAGCCCACGAUGUGCCCCACGGACGCGAGGCGGAUGCCCAAGCGGUUGAAUGACACGCGAAGGCUAUAGCUUGUCAAAACACCUCGAGAACCAGUUUCUGUCGUGUUGUUCGUUGUUCACCACAGUGCAUAUAGCGCGUUCCUUUUGUGCUCAGUUGCUUGUUGCCUGUGGUGUUGUAAUGGCUGGGGGGAGUAAAGAGCUGACUUGAAAUACCAAGACAAUCUAAAGAA